Molecule: messenger RNA, 930 nt
Organism: Centropristis striata (black sea bass)
Lineage: Eukaryota; Metazoa; Chordata; Actinopteri; Perciformes; Serranidae
Gene: snrnp27
Product: small nuclear ribonucleoprotein 27 (U4/U6.U5)
Exons: 6
Coding region: 153-611 (152 amino acids)
Biological process (GO): RNA splicing
Cellular component (GO): precatalytic spliceosome
Source: RefSeq, a predicted model, not a curated record
CGGAAGCUCCCUUUUUUUGGAGACGACAGAGGAUCCUGCCUUGAAGUAGCAGCCAUUUAACAAACAACUCACAGUUAUUAUUUCUCACCUCUUAUUGGUUUCUAUUUAGUACCACAUCGAUCUGCGAGGGUAACAUUUAAUAUAUUGAGAAAAUGGGCAGGAGCAGGAGUCGAUCUCCUCCCAGACGAGAGAGAAGACGUUCACGCUCAGCUUCACGGGAUCGCGAGCGAAGGCGGAGGGAAAGGGAACGCUCUCGUUCUCGAGAUCGGGACAGAGAGAGGCGCAGAAGUCGCUCACGAUCCCCUCAUAGGAGACGCUCAAGGUCUCCCCCCAGACGUCACCGCUCCUCCUCUCCCUCUGACCGGGAUAAAGACUCGAAGGACAAGUCAGCAAAGCCAAUUCAGAUCUCAGCGGAAGACAUGCAGGGCAAAACCGAAGAGGAAAUUGAGAUGAUGAAGCUGAUGGGAUUUAGUAACUUUGACACCAGCAAGGGGAGGAAAACUGACGGAUCAGUCAAUGCAUUUGCUGUCAAUGUCACCAUGAAGAGAAAAUACAGGCAGUACAUGAACAGAAAAGGUGGAUUCAACAGGCCGCUAGACUUCAUCGCUUGAAAGUAUCAACAACUCACUGUGAUACCCGAGAAGCCAACCUCCCUUCUCCCCACGUAGUAGUGAAUGAGUGCUUUUUCUUGUUAUUACAAACCUGUUUUAUGUUACUCAACAAUUCUGUAUAUAGUUUUUUUUUCCUUGAGAAGUUGGUCUCCUAGCAAUACUCAACUGUGGCUGGAUAUUAAUUGGAGAUGCAAUGCAUAGAGCUUUGUGUUGUUGAGGUGUGUGGGGAUUUCAUUUUAAAUAAAAGCAUUUUAAAAAUAUGGAUGUAGUCUUGACUAUGACAAAGGUUAUAAUAAAUAAAGCCAAUCUUUCCUCUUGU